AAUGAAUUAGGAAGAUGUUGCAAUUGCAAAAAAAUGUAUUAUUGUGGAAUAGAUUGUCAGAAAAAAGAUUGGAUUCAACAUAAAUUGGAAUGUAAAAUUUAUAAAGAAAAUUUUGAUCAACUCAAUUUAACUGGACUACAAGAGGAUUUACUUUUUCGACUUAUGUUACGAUUGAAUAUGUUCUUGAAAGACAAGCCAUUUCGUUUGUGGGAACAUCGUAAAUUUUUAAACGAUGAAAAUUCAUUUGUAUGCCUUAUUGAUAUCAAAAAUCAGAAACCUCCAACGUUCCAUCGGAAGAAAUUUUUUCAUUUUUUGUCCAUGGGCCAACAAUCCAACUCAAGGAAUAUUGACUGGACGAUAAAGAUGUUAUGUCGUGAUAUAUGUUACGACUAUGGUUUGAAUAUUUUCAAUUAUGAAUUGCAACCUUUAGGCUUAGGUUUAUAUUUGGCCGAAUCACAAUUGAAACAUUCCUGUUCACCAGAUGUUUCAAUCUUGUUCAAUGGUACUCAACUUGUAAUGCGUACAACAAGACCGAUCAAAUCUGGUGAACAAAUUACCGUCAAUUUUUUUAAAUUUAUUAAUGAAACAAUACCUUUUAAAUCGGGACCAGUAUCGAUGAUCCUUCCUACUUUGCCACAUCCAUGUGAUGAAUGUGUAUCGAAAACUUCAAUGAUCAAAAAAGAAUUGAAUGAAAUGUAUGAAAAAGCUAUGUCCAGCUAUUUGAACAAAAUAUUUGAAUUUCCAAUUUUUAAGAAAUAUUUGUCAUUUAUAAGCCAGUAUUGUAAUGAAUGUGAUUUUGGUCUACUUUUACUAAAAAUUAUUAUAUUAGAAAAUUAUGCACUUGACAAUGAUGUUGAAGAAUUAUCGGUUGUAGAAUUGGCAAAAAACCUAGAAAUUACACUUCCGUCUGUUUACAAUGAAAUAUUUAAAAAUAUCUAUUUUGAUCGUGAAGAAGUGGCACAUGUUUCCCUUAUGAAAGCAUUGGCAAAUGUUGAAUUCAAUGUUGAAAAUUGAAAUAUUUAAUCUCAUCAUAUCUAA
Molecule: messenger RNA, 1038 nt
Organism: Dermatophagoides pteronyssinus (European house dust mite)
Lineage: Eukaryota; Metazoa; Arthropoda; Arachnida; Sarcoptiformes; Pyroglyphidae
Product: histone-lysine N-methyltransferase SMYD3-like
Source: RefSeq, a predicted model, not a curated record